Messenger RNA from Pungitius pungitius (ninespine stickleback), 1737 nucleotides. Its product is annotated as piggyBac transposable element-derived protein 4-like. Lineage: Eukaryota; Metazoa; Chordata; Actinopteri; Perciformes; Gasterosteidae. The transcript has a single exon. Bases 1 to 1737 code for a protein of 578 amino acids. The record is from RefSeq and is a predicted model, not a curated record.
AUGAGCUCCAGACGAUUUUCAGCUGAAGAAGUAUUAUCGCAGCUUAUGAACUGGGAUAGUGAUGUAGAGGAAGAGAUUUCAGAGACAGAGGAUCCUUCAGAGCCAGAGGACAAUGCUAUUGAUGAUCCAGAUUAUCAAUUUUCCCACGAUGAGGAGGAUUCAGAGGACGAGUCUGCCGGUUUCCGUUCUUCAGAUGAAAAACAAGAAACGUCAUCCACAGAGGGGACAUGGACAUCUAAAGAUGGUAAAGUAAAAUGGUCAACAUCACCACACCAAAGCCGAGGCAGAUUGUCAUCGUCUAAUGUCAUCAAAAUGACUCCUGGUCCGACAAGAUUUGCUGUCACAAGAGUUGAUGAUAUUGAAUCAGCAUUUCAGCUCUUUAUAUCCCCACCCAUAGAGAAGAUAAUCCUCAACAUGACCAACUUGGAGGGGAGGCGUGUCUUUCAAGAAAAAUGGAAGCCACUGGAUCCAACUGACUUGCAUGCUUACAUUGGAAUUCUGGUGUUAGCUGGAGUAUACAGGUCAAAGGGUGAAGCAACUGCAAGUUUAUGGGAUGAAGAGAAUGGAAGGCCAAUCUUCCGAGCAACAAUGUCUUUGGAGACAUUUCACAUGAUCUCUCGUGUGAUCCGAUUUGACAACCGUGACACCAGAGCUGGUCGACGCGAGAGAGACAAACUUGCAGCGAUCAGAGAUGUCUGGGAUAAAUGGGUCGAAAUCCUGCCUUUACUGUAUAAUCCUGGCCCCCAUGUUACUGUCGAUGAGCGCCUUGUUCCAUUCAGAGGACGCUGUCCUUUCCGACAGUAUAUACCAAGCAAGCCUGCAAAAUAUGGCAUCAAAAUAUGGGCAGCCUGUGAUGCAAAAUCCAGUUAUGCAUGGAACCUGCAGGUAUACACUGGAAAGCCACCUGGAGGAGCACCUGAGAAGAAUCAGGGAAUGCGUGUGGUAUUGGAGAUGACUGAAGGGCUGCAAGGUCAUAACAUCACAUGUGACAACUUCUUUACAUCCUACCGUCUUGGAGAUGAACUUCAGGAGAGAAAGCUGACUAUGUUGGGAACAGUCAGAAAAAAUAAACCAGAACUUCCCAGUGAGAUUUUGAAGAUGCAAGGAAGACCUCUGCAUUCCUCAAAAUUUGCUUUCACAGAGAAAACAACACUUGUUUCUUACUGCCCAAAGAGAAACAAGAAUGUUCUUGUGAUGAGCACAAUGCACAAAGAUGCAUCUCUGAGCACAAGAGAGGACAUGAAGCCACAAAUGAUCCUGGAUUACAACGCCACCAAAGGAGGAGUUGACAAUCUUGACAAAGUCACAGCAACAUAUAGCUGCCAGCGCAAGACUGCCCGUUGGCCCUUGGUGGUUUUCUACAACAUUGUGGAUGUGUCUGCUUACAAUGCCUAUGUGCUGUGGAUUGAGAUCAACCAGCAGUGGAAUGCCAGCAAACUGUACCGACGUCGACUUUUCCUGGAAGAACUAGGCAAAGCACUCGUCACUCCCAAGAUCCAGAACCGGGCCAGGCCAGCUCGAGCUCCAGCAGCUGCAGCUGUCAUCACAAAGGUCCAGGGCAAGGCAUCUGACCAACCCACAAUGGAUCCUUUGGAUACAGGUGCAAAGAAACGUAAAAGAUGCCAAGUCUGUCCCUCCCGAGAUGACAGUAAAACAAGUACCUGUUGUGUGAGGUGCAAGAAGUACAUCUGCAGAAAGCACACAGUCACAUUCUGUCCAUCAUGUGGGGAACACUAA